AUGGCUGGAUUGUACAAAGGACAAGCAUAUGGUUUACGUGAUAAAGCCUUUCGACAAUCUAAAACCUCUUUCAACCGCUUUGUGGUCAUAGCUGCUUCUUCUGACUUCCUCUGGUCCUCUGGAUCACAGUCCUCGUCAAAAGAUGGAACCACAGUGAGGUGCACUCAAGGGGACAGAGAAGCUCUGCUGGUGUUCAAACAAGGGACUAGCCAGCUGUUUCCUCUUUACUGGCCCAAUGAAGAGGAAGAUUGCUGCAAAUGGGAAGGUGUUAGCUGCGACAAUCACACCGGUCAUGUAACUCACCUUGAUUUUCGCUCUUAUCCAUUGGUUCUAUUAUUUUUGUCUGAAUAUUCUGUGCUUAAUUUACCUUCUCUUACCUACCUGGACCUCAGUGGGAGUAGCCUUUCAGGACAUACGGUCGUCCAAUUCAUUGGUUCUCUCACAAACUUAGUUUACCUUAAUCUUUCCAAUAGUGAGAUAUAUGGUCCAUUUCCCAACCAGAUCAGGAACCAUUCCAACUUGCAGUAUCUGGAUCUUUCCAAUUGUGACUUCAGCGAUCCUACCCCUGUCCCAAAGUUUAUUGGCUCACUCAACAACUUAACGUACCUCGAUCUUUCUUACAGUGGCUUUACUGGAGUCAUCCCCCAUGAGCUUGGAAAUCUAGCGAAGUUGCAGUAUCUUGACCUGCGUCAUAACGCGUUAGUUGGUACUAUUCCAAAGUUUAUUAGCUCGCUUAGCAACUUAACGUACCUUGACCUUUCUCACAAUAGGUUUGUAGGAGUCGUUCCAAAUGGGAUUGGGAACCUCUCUAAGUUGCAGUAUCUGCACCUAUCUACAAAUCAACUUAGUGGUGUUCUUCCAGAAUCCAUCUGUAAAUUAUCCAAUUUAAAAGCCUUGGAUUUUAGUUUCAACAAUUUUACAGGAACACUCAAUUCCUUAGCAGUUGCUGAAGAUUUGCCUUUAAGGUUUCUCGAUAUCUCACAUAACCAAUUAUGUGGUUCACUUCCUCACAAUUGGAUGCAUUUUCAAGGUCUGGUGUUUCUUAACUUAGGAUAUAACAACUUUUCUGGCCGAAUUCCAAUGUCAAUAGGGCAUCUAAGUUCUCUUGAGACAAUGAUUUUGCGAAACAAUAAACUUCACGGUCAACUGCCUACGUCUCUAAGAAACUGCAGCAGCCUUGGUUUUGCAGAUUUUGGGUUAAACAAGCUAUCAGGAAAGAUACCGUCAUGGAUCGGGUAUGGCCUACCAAAGUUGUUAAUGCUCUCAUACUAUCUCUACAUCAACAGGAUUUCUGGAACUAUUCCACCAUGUCUGUCAAAUCUCACUGCCAUGAUCCAAAACAGAACUGAAGUCUCUCAGCAUACCUACUCCUCAUCAUACAAAAAGAAAGUAAACUAUGUAUCGUAUGAUCCUUGGAUUUUUAGAAGUCCUUUUCCACAAUCAAUAGGACCGCAAAACUAUAGUUAUUAUGACAAUGUAUUGGCAAGAUGGAAAGGGCAGGAGUUAGAGUAUGGUCAAAAUUUUGCAUACCUAAAGAUGAUCGAUCUAUCGAGAAAUGAAAUGACCGGAGAAAUUCCUGCUGGAAUAACAAGGCUUCUAGAUCUCAAAGGGCUGAAUUUGUCAGGAAAUAAGUUUUAUGGAAAUAUUUCUCUGGAUAUUGGCCAAUUGAAAGUACUGGAAUGCUUGGACUUGUCAAUUAACCAAUUUUCAGGUGAAAUUCCUUUAAGCCUCUCUGGAUUAUCUUUUCUUGCAUAUUUAGAUCUCUCAAAUAACAACUUUUGGGGAAGGAUUCCGUCUGGUACUCAGCUCCAAGGAUUUAAUGUCUCUUCAUACGAGGGGAAUACUGGACUGUGUGGUAAACCUCUCACCAAAUCAUGCCUCUCAGAUAAACCUGAUGAUCCCAUCCAGCCAAUGUCCCGCGAUUAUGAAUUUGAUGGGGAUGACAGUGAAUAUGAGAAGUGGCUGUAUAUAAGUGCAGUACUUGGUUUCAGCACUACGUUUUGGGGCAUGAUUGUAACGUUAGUUCUACACCGUCGCUGGAGACAUGCUUAUUUCCUAUCUCUGGAGAACUUCAAAGAACGAAUAUAUGUUGCAAUGGCUGUGCGCAUAGCCCGAUUGCAGAGAAAAGACUUGAAAGUGUUAGAAAGCUUAGACUUGUCCACAAACAAAUUUUCAGGUGAAAUUCCUCCAAGCAUGUCAGGAUUAAGUUUUCUUGCUUUCUUAAAUCCCUCAAACAACCACUUAUCUGGAAAAAUCCCAUCUGGUACUCAACUCCAAGGAUUCAAUGCUUCCACUUAUGAGGGGAACACUGGACUCUGUGGUAAACCACUGACAAAUAUAUGCCCCGGAGAUAAACCAGCUGAUCGUGACACAAAUUCCUCCAGCGAGGAUGAACAUGAUGAAGGAAACAGCGAAUACAGGAUGUGGCUGUGUAUAGGCGGUGUACUUGGUUUCAGUACUUGUUUUUGGGGAAUCAUUGGAACUUUAGUACUAAACCGUCACUGGAGACAUGCAUAUUAUCUGUCCUUGCACAACUUGAAAGAACGAAUUUAUGUUGCCAUGGCUGUGCGUAUUGGCAGAUCGCAGAGAAAUUUUAGGGGUGAUCAUGUACUUGGUUGA
Molecule: messenger RNA, 2619 nt
Organism: Daucus carota subsp. sativus
Lineage: Eukaryota; Viridiplantae; Streptophyta; Magnoliopsida; Apiales; Apiaceae
Product: receptor-like protein EIX2
Exons: 5
Coding region: 1-2619 (872 amino acids)
Molecular function (GO): protein binding
Source: RefSeq, a predicted model, not a curated record